This is a messenger RNA of Ruditapes philippinarum (Manila clam), 3868 nucleotides long. RefSeq names its product toll-like receptor 6. The transcript is spliced from 2 exons. Gene Ontology annotation, biological process: signal transduction. NCBI's taxonomy places the organism in Eukaryota, Metazoa, Mollusca, Bivalvia, Venerida, Veneridae. Gene Ontology annotation, molecular function: protein binding. Bases 246 to 3863 code for a protein of 1205 amino acids. The record is from RefSeq and is a predicted model, not a curated record.
CUCCGCCACUGCACUGAAACGCUCGCGGGAACUGACUGACGGGUGCAGCGAACCAUAGGCAAUCUAUUUUGCAUGGCCUUUACUUUAAAAGCCACUUGUCAAAACUUUGGAAAUGUUCGGAUGCGAUCGUAAAACUUAAAUGGACUUUUUAAAUGUUUAAGGCUGAACAAUAAUGAAUAUCUGGAUAAUUAUUGAUUAGUGAUUGCAGGAGUUCUCAUCAGGAACCCCUGGUUGGAGUUUCAGCUAUGUUUGGACUUCGGCUGCUUUCACUUCUGGCAUGUGUUACCAUGGUAACGGGUGAUGACAAUUUUAAUGAAACUUUUCACGUCUAUCGACUGGACUCUACAGUAAUAACCUAUGAGUAUCCAUGGCAGCCUUCUUCGGAAUGCUUCUACGACCAACGUUUAGAUAUGCUUACAUGCGUGAAAAAUCAUCCAUAUGCGAAUGUAACAUCAGUAUGGAAAGAAUCACCAGAAGAUGUCUUAUACAUAAGCGUGAACUGCCUUUCACGAGGACAAUACCGUAAAAAUGCAUGCAUUUGCAAGUCUUCAGCGGCUAGUUCAAAGGAUGGCUCCGAUAGGGAGUCGUAUAUUCCUUGUCAGCUGAGGCGAUUAGACGAAGGUAUCUUAAAACGUCUGGUUAAUUUAGAAGUUGUUGAUCUGUCGUUUAAUCAAAUAACAACAGUCUCUCGGCGGGCAUUUACUGGAUUAAAGAAAUUGAAAUAUUUAUCGCUUAACAAUAACAUGAUAAAAGAAAUACCGUCAGGACUUCUCUGUCAGACUCCAAACUUGGAAUAUUUGGGAUUUAGUGAGCUUGUUUUGACUUCGUAUCCAGAUCAGAGUUUUAGAUGUAAAGGAAAUUUUACCAGUUUGAAAGUGAUGGAAAUAAGAGGAGGAAAAUUUACAGAUAUACCAGACGAUGCUCUGGACCAUCUGCCUGCGCUGCAGUCGUUAGAUUUGAGUUUUACUCACAUCACGCAAGUAAAGAAAAGGGCUUUCUCCGGAAGUCGUUUCUUAGAAUUUUUAGACUUGUCGAAUUGCAACAUAUCUAGUAUAUUUCCAUAUUUCUGCGAUUAUUUACCACAUAUUUCACGCCUGUAUUUGCAUGACAACAAUUUUACGACAUUUGAUUUUACGACAGUCGAAAAAUGUUCUUCCUUGACCCACCUUGACCUUUCUUCAAAUUAUAUUGGUACGUUGUCAGGUAAUAUGACUCAUUUGAAGGCACUAACCGCGAUUAAUCUAGGGUUUAAUAGACUUGAAUAUUUAAACAUGACUUUUAAAGGGCUAGACAAUCUGACUGCCUUUUUCUUAACUCACAAUAAUUUAACAACCCUGCAUGAUCACAUGUUUGAGGGGUUGCUUAAUUUGAUUAUUUUGGAUAUAUCAGGAAACAGAAUCAACGAUAGCACAAACUUUGAUUCCGUCUUUGGUGACCUUGAAAAUCUGCACUUACUUGACCUUAGUUUCAACAAUAUUAAUACGGUUUCAGACAAAGCCUUUUCAAGCUUACAGACAUUGAAGCAGUUACUUCUUAAUCAAAAUUCUUUAGACAAACUACAGCCAUUAUCGUUUAAUGGUCUCACUUCUCUCGACCAUCUAAGUUUGGACAAUAACCGUCUGUCAACACUUCCAGACGACAUUUUCAAGCCGUUUAUAUCCGAAAAUGAAACAAUCCUGAGUCAUUUGACGAUGAGCUACAAUAAAUUGUCAACAUUAUCAAACAUUGCCAACUGGCCAAAAACUAAAUAUCUUGAUAUAUCAAAUAAUAAUUUAGAGUCAGUACCAUCAGCUUUAGAUUAUUCAAAAAUGGAAGUGCUCAAUGUUUCACACAACAAAAUUGUGUCGUUCUUUGGAAAACAAGAAAAUCUGAUAGCUGACUUUGCAAGCAUGACUUCAAUCGACUUAUCAUAUAACGCUAUAGUUGAUAUUGACACGACUAAACUCCGUACAAUGACCAACCUGACUCAUAUGAACGCCGAAAGUAACAAACUGGAUUUUGUUCUCAACAGUGCAACCUUUAAAAGCAUGGGAAACUUGAAGGAUUUGAACCUAGCAAAUAACAGUAUUCAUUCUAUUGAUAACCCUUUCAGUGCGGGUUCAUUGCAAAAUCUUACUGUUCUGAAUAUUUCAAGGAACUUGAUACAAAAUUUAGGCAAUUUGUCGCAGAAUUACAAUGGAUCGAUGCUAGAAACAGUUGACAUGUCAAAAUGUAAUAUUUCAACUAUUGGAGAACACACGUUCCGAGGUUUACUCAAACUUAAGAGUGUGGAUCUGCGUGAAAAUGUUAUUGAAACUUUCCCGCCAUUUUUGGCCGAUGUAUCAACAAACUAUAAUAUUGUCGAUAAUCCUUUACUUUGUGCAUGCAACAUGUCUUGGUUGAAAGAAAUGUAUGUAAACUUUACGGAGGAAAGUAAAAAGGUUCCAGUAGCUAAUUAUAAAGUUUCCAAGUGUAGAGUUUAUACUGAACAAGCUGUGUACAUUCCAACGGAUUUAAAGCGUCAGCAAUUUCUGUGCCCGGAUGUAGAUGAUUGUGACUCGCAAUGCUCGUGCUUUAAAACAAAUUUGAACGGAAACAUUACAAUUAUUGAAUGCCGUCAUAACUUAAGUGUCAUGCCAAAGUUGUCCCCGAAAGCGCUUUCUAUAUUUCUGGACGGAAAUGAUUUUGUUGAAAGGACAUCGCUGUCAGAAUUGUUGAAUUUAACGGAAAUGGAAGCCAAAGAAUUAUAUAUGAAUAAAAGUAAAAUAUCAUACUUAAAAUCGGAAUACUUUUCUUCAUUUGGGCGGCUAGAAAUUUUAGAUCUUGCUUUUAAUCUAUUGACAACUUUGCCGUCUGGAAUAUUUGAAUCUCAGACAAUGCUCAAGCAAUUGUAUAUGAAUGACAAUUUAUUACAAACAAUUGAAGUAAACGUGUUUAAUAAUUUAUACAGCCUCAAAGAACUUGAUAUAAGUGGAAACAAUUUGGUGGUCUUAUCACCUACAACUGUAACAGAGCUAUCUGAUUUGGACUAUAUGAGAUAUUAUUUUCUUGCACGAAAUAAAUGGACUUGUGGCUGCGCAAACCUUGGUUUCAAAGACCUGGUUGAUGACGUGCAGAAUAAAAUACGUGAUAGAAACUCACUUGUCUGUGAACAAGGAACCUUGAAGAAAGAAAUACGAUACAUGCCUAGAUCUGAUUUUCUUUGUUCAGUCAAAGACAACUCAAAAGAUUCAAAGAAAACGAUUUUUAUACUUGUUAUUGUUGUUAUUUGUAUAGUGUUGAUUUUGUUGGCUCUGUUUGUAUACUUCAGACGUGAAGUGUUGUCUGUUUUGUAUUAUUUAACCGGAUGUCACAUACCUGGUAAAGCCAGAUAUAUCGGAGUUCAGUUUGAUGCAUACCUGACCUUUGAUCCUGCCGACCAGCACUGCUCUACUUACGUUCAAACCAUACUGAUGCCAAAAUUGAAAAACAAUUCUUUUAAUAUUCAGACAUCAUCAGAUGUGAUUCAAGACUUGGAAGUCACCAGAAAAGUGAUCGAGGACAGCCGCUGUACUAUAUUCAUUAUAGACAAAAAUUUUGCGACAAAUUCAUUUCUGUUGGACACAUUUCUUAUAGCUACUGAGAGACACAGAGCUGAGAAACGUCAUAGAGUCAUAAUAAUUAUACACGGUGACAUUGACCUUUUAACAUUAGAACCGGAACUUCUGAAGCGCAUGCGCAAGGGAGAUUACAUAACGGCUAGAUCAAAACUCUGGUGGCAGAGACUAGUUUAUGAACUUCCGGAGCAGAAUUCUGGUUUCCGGCAUGGGUUAGAGAAUGAUGAAGAUGAUGUAGUUGUUUUCAGUUCACUUGCCGAGGACCAGAGCAAAUAUCAACAGUUUUAAUAAAU